AUGUCUAGGAACAAUACAGUUAUAACUAAAUUUAUUCUUCUUGGACUUUCCAAUGACCCUAGCACACAAGUUAUUCUUUUCUUUAUCUUCCUGCCUGUAUAUAUGAUGACAUUAAUUGGGAACAUUUCUGUAAUUACUCUAAUCCUGUCUGAUGUCAGCCUUCACACACCUAUGUAUUUCUUCCUUGGCAACCUCUCGUUUCUGGAUCUCUGCUAUUCAUCUACCAGUGUACCGAGGAUGUUGAAAGAUUUGAUGUCAGUAAAGAAAACUAUCUCUUAUGCUGAGUGUGCAGCACAAAUGUACAUUGCUGUCUCUUUAGGGGAAACAGAGUGCAUUUUGCUUGUUAUUAUGGCUUAUGAUCGUUAUAAAGCUAUAUGUUAUCCAUUACAUUAUACUGCAAUCAUGAGUAAGAUGGUUUGUGUGAGACUAGCAAUCGGUACAUGGCUGUGUGGGUUUCUUCACUCUAUACCCUAUGUGUUAUUUACACUCAGUGUAGAUAUUUGUGGUAACAAUGAAAUAAAUCAUUUUUCAUGUGAAAUUCCAGAAAUAUUAUCACUGGCCUGUGAAAACAUUCUAUUUAUGGAAUUUAUUAUAUGUGUUGUUGGUGUGAUUGUUCUAAUGGCUCCAGUCACAUUUAUUGUAAUAUCUUAUGUUCAAAUCAUUUUAAGUAUCUUAAAAAUAGCAUCUUCAGCCGGGCAGCGGAAAGCGUUCUCCACCUGUGGAUCUCACCUGAUGGUUGUGACAAUAUUUUAUGGCUCAGCUAUGGCUGCCUACAUGAAACCUAGGUCAAGCUCUCUACCAGGAACAGACAAAGUAAUUGCUAUAUUUUAUUUUAUUGUCACACCAAUGCUGAACCCAAUGAUUUAUACACUCAGGAAUAAUGAUAUAAAAACAGCUUUUCUUAAAUUUAGUUUUGCUAAUAGAAAUGUAGACAGUAGAUUGACAAAAUACCAUUAA
Messenger RNA from Pseudophryne corroboree (corroboree frog), 957 nucleotides. Its product is annotated as olfactory receptor 2D2-like. Gene Ontology annotation, molecular function: G protein-coupled receptor activity; olfactory receptor activity. Gene Ontology annotation, biological process: detection of chemical stimulus involved in sensory perception of smell; G protein-coupled receptor signaling pathway. Lineage: Eukaryota; Metazoa; Chordata; Amphibia; Anura; Myobatrachidae. The record is from RefSeq and is a predicted model, not a curated record. Gene Ontology annotation, cellular component: plasma membrane. The transcript has a single exon. Bases 1 to 957 code for a protein of 318 amino acids.